Messenger RNA from Eurypyga helias (sunbittern), 1567 nucleotides. RefSeq names its product MORC family CW-type zinc finger protein 2-like. The transcript has 15 exons. Lineage: Eukaryota; Metazoa; Chordata; Aves; Eurypygiformes; Eurypygidae. Gene Ontology annotation, cellular component: nucleus. The record is from RefSeq and is a predicted model, not a curated record. The annotation marks the transcript as partial. Gene Ontology annotation, molecular function: zinc ion binding.
CAUGAGUUUUUGUUUGGUGCCCUUGCUGAACUUGUAGAUAAUGCCAGAGAUGCAGAUGCCACGAGAAUAGACAUUUAUACUGAGCGACGGGAAGACCUACGAGGUGGAUUCAUGCUGUGUUUUUUGGAUGAUGGAAUGGGUAUGGAUUCAAAUGAAGCUGCCAGUGUUACUCAGUUUGGUAAAUCAGCCAAGCGAUCACCUGAGUCAACUCAAAUUGGGCAGUAUGGGAACGGCUUAAAAUCGGGUUCCAUGCGGAUUGGGAAGGAUUUUAUUCUGUUCACAAAGAAAGACAACACCAUGACUUGCCUGCUCUUGUCACGAACUUUCCAUGAGGAAGAGGGCAUCGAUGAGGUCAUAGUUCCCCUGCCCACCUGGAACGCACGAAGCCAGGAGCCUGUAACCGACAACAUGGAGAAGUUUGCUAUUGAGACAGAGCUAAUUUACAAGUAUUCCCCUUUCAAAUCAGAACAGGAAGUGAUGGAGCAGUUUUGUAAGAUCCGUGGUGAGAAAGGCACCCUGGUGAUCAUCUUUAACCUCAAACUAAUGGAUAAUGGAGAGCCAGAACUGGAUGUGACUUCUGACCCCCGAGACAUUCAGAUGGCAGAAACACCCCCAGAGGGAACAAAGCCUGAGCGCCGCUCCUUCCGUGCCUAUGCUGCUGUGCUUUAUAUUGAUCCCAGAAUGAGGAUCUUCAUAAAUGGACACAAAGUACAAACCAAACGACUUUCAUGCUGUCUGUACAAACCAAGGAUGUACAAAUAUACUUCAAAUCGUUUCAAGACCCGUGCAGAGCAAGAAGUGAAGAAAGCAGAGCACAUGGCAAGGAUAGCGGAUGAGAAGGCUCGUGAGGCAGAGAGUAAAGCCCGUGCCCUUGAGCUGCGCCUAGGAGGGGAUCUCACGCGAGAGUCCAGGGUGAUGCUACGUCAAGUCCAAAAUUCUGCAAUAACCAUGCGCCGGGAGGCUGAUGUCAAGAAAAGGGUCAAGGAUGCAAAACAGCGGGCACUGAAGGAACCCAAAGAACUGAAUUUUAUCUUUGGUGUGAAUAUUGAGCAGCGUGAAUUGGAUGGCAUGUUCAUUUAUAACUGCAGUCGACUGAUCAAGAUGUAUGAGAAGGUGGGCCCGCAGCUGGAGGGUGGCAUGGCAUGUGGUGGAGUGGUAGGUGUGGUGGAUGUGCCCUAUUUGGUUCUGGAGCCAACCCAUAAUAAACAAGACUUUGCUGAUGCUAAAGAGUAUCGACAUUUGCUGAAGGCCAUGGGAGAGCAUUUGGCUCAGUACUGGAAGGAUGUUGCUAUAGCGCAGAGAGGUAUCAUCAAAUUCUGGGAUGAAUUUGGUUAUUUGUCAGCAAACUGGAACCAGCCUCCAUCUAGUGAACUGCGCUACAAACGUCGGAGAGCCAUGGAGAUCCCUACCACAAUUCAGUGUGAUGUAUGUCUGAAGUGGCGGACUCUCCCAUUCCAGCUGAGUUCAGUGGAGAAGAAUUACCCUGAUAGCUGGGUAUGCUCUAUGAAUCCUGAUCCUGAACAAGAUAGGUAAGAAUCAGUUAAUAUAAAGACCAUAUCUGCACAUG